This is a messenger RNA of Colletotrichum higginsianum IMI 349063, 1437 nucleotides long. RefSeq names its product WD repeat domain-containing protein. Lineage: Eukaryota; Fungi; Ascomycota; Sordariomycetes; Glomerellales; Glomerellaceae. The coding region runs from base 1 to 1437 and encodes 478 amino acids. Gene Ontology annotation, molecular function: nucleosome binding; protein binding. The transcript has 7 exons. Gene Ontology annotation, cellular component: ESC/E(Z) complex. Gene Ontology annotation, biological process: negative regulation of transcription by RNA polymerase II. The record is from RefSeq and is a predicted model, not a curated record.
AUGACCCUGUGCCCGGUAAGCUCUGGGAACAGCCUUCCCAUGAUUUGUUUAGGCCGAAUCUCACAAGUCUUCUACGCAGAGUUCUUCGACGUCAAAUUUUGUCCGUACCAACCUUUGGAUGCGAGCCCCAUUUUCGCUGCCGUCAGCAAGAAGCAUAUAGUCGUUUGUCGCCUGACAGCAACCGCCGAUGACUCCAAUCCUUGUGAGAUCAUCAGCAUAAUUCGGGAUGACGAUGCCGAGGCUAGAAACUACUAUUGCACUUGGACCCGAGAUGCCGAGACAGGAAAGCCACUGCUGUGCUACGGCGGUGAGGAUGCCAAAAUCAAAAUUUACGACAUAGUUGAGAGCAAGCUCGUCAACGAUGUUUGCGAUGUGGUCACGUCGCCCAUUGACCCCCUGAUUAUCGCCUCUUGUUCCGACGACACUACGGUCCGGAUAUGGAGCCUGGAUCCAAAGCAUGAAAAGCAGCCAUGCCUGUGUAUCCUUGGAGGCGAAGGCCACUACUGGAGCUUGCUCACACUGGCCUGGCAUGACACAGGUCGUUAUAUCCUCUCUGCUGGUCACGAUCAAAUAAUCAACCUGUGGACGGUGCCAGACCUCCCAACUGAGCCGAGUGACCGUCCAGUCGAGGUUCACUACCCUCACUUCUCUACGUCAGAGGUUCACAGCAGUCUCGUAGACUGCGUUUCUUUCUUCGGUGACUACAUCCUCUCCCGAGCAUGCCACGACGAUGUCAUCGUCCUGUGGAAGAUUGAAGGCUUCUCAUCCCAGGAUCCGCCCCUGCCACAAUCCAUGGCCCCGACCACAAUCAACCCAGCCAACCUUACUCGAUCUGCCUUUAACCUGGGCGUCUCGGCGGAAUGCCCAGUUCCCUACACUCGUCUGAUUGAGUUCCAAACCCCUGGCUGCGGCCCGCAGUUCUUCAUGCGGUUCAAGCUGCACUUCGUCCCUGACCAACAUCCCAUCCUGGCUUUCUGUAACGCCAGCGGCAAAAUCUAUUUUUGGGACUUUGAGCAGAUCACCGGAUUCCACGACUAUGUCAACGCUCUCAGACGGCCGAGGAGAGACGGCGAGGAGCCCGUAUCGAAACCAGCCUGGCUGAACGCAAUUACUCACAGAAGCACUGGCAAUGCCAAGUCGGGACUGACUGUCAGGGAGAGGAAGGCGGCUGACAAGGUCCAUCGCACUGAACUCGAGCAGGUACCCGAGUUGAAGGACCGAUUCAACCAAGAGACACUGGAUAUGUGGAAUGGUAAAUACGGCGUCAGCAACCCCCAAGUGCCCCUAAAGCCCCACAAGAUUGAAAAUUGUGGCGCGUCGACGUUUGUGGGUAGACAGGUGGCGUGGAGCCCGGGAGGCCAGUGGUGUGUCGUCGUGGGCAGCUCCAAUUUCGCCUUGGUGCUGCAGAGAUGGGCGCCGUCCAAGAAGGAUGCAUGA